Molecule: messenger RNA, 1432 nt
Organism: Ilex paraguariensis (yerba mate)
Lineage: Eukaryota; Viridiplantae; Streptophyta; Magnoliopsida; Aquifoliales; Aquifoliaceae
Source: the annotation of a GenBank genome assembly
AUCUCACCUCACUGUUUGUAGUUAGGGAGUUGAUCUGACGAUAUCCCCUAACUGGUUCAAGACAAUCGAGUACCCCUAACGUUGUUCUGCUUUUCGCUGUAAUCUUUUCUUCGGAAUCCUACUCUUCUCUCCAAUGGAAUCCGUCACAAGUUCGCUCUCUCUUCUGGCACAAUCGUAAGGCCACCCAAGCUUUUGUGGGUCGUUUGGGACAAUGGGGUUGAUGCUGGGUACCAGACCACCGCACAAGGGUGGCAAUGGUAUCUCUACUCGAUGGGUAUCCGUCUUCUGCAUUGCUAGCUUCUGCUUGGGAGUCCUAGUUAUCAACAGGUUUUGGACUACCACUGAAUCAGUCAAAAUGGAUGAGGCUUUAUCCGUGGACAAACAUAAAUCAGGAGAACUUCAGCCUGUUGUUAAGUGUGAGAAGAAGGAGGCUUCAGUCGAGGCAGGGGACAUCCUUUCUCAAGUUUCCCAAACUCAUGAUGUAAUCAUGACUUUAGACAAGACCAUCUCUUCGCUGGAAAUGCAGCUUGCUGCAGCUAGAGCUGCUAAAGCCGACAAUGAGAAACGAUCUUCAGAGAAAGCAAAUCCAAGAAAUGAGCAAAUAAAUGAGCGCCAAAAGGUUUUCUUUGUCAUGGGAAUCAUUACUGCAUUUAGCAGCAGAAAGCGCAGGGAUUCAAUCAGAGAAACUUGGAUGCCUCAAGGGAAGGAUUUGAGGAAGCUGGAGAAAGAGAAGGGAAUUGUAAUACGUUUUGUAAUAGGGCACAGUGCAACACCAGGUGGAGUUUUAGAUCGUGCUGUUGAUGCCGAAGAUGAACAACAUAAAGAUUUUUUGCGACUAAACCAUGUAGAAGGAUACCAUGAAUUGUCCUCAAAAACCCAAAUCUACUUUUCAACAGCCGCUGCAAAGUGGGAUGCUGACUUUUAUAUUAAAGUUGAUGAUGAUGUGCAUGUCAAUCUUGGUAUAGUCGGUUCUAUCUUGGCCCGUCAUCAGUCAAAACCUCGUGUCUAUAUCGGUUGUAUGAAGUCUGGACCUGUUUUGGUACAGAAAGGAGUCAAGUAUCACGAACCAGAAUACUGGAAAUUUGGAGAGGAGGGAAAUAAGUACUUUAGGCAUGCAACUGGACAAAUAUAUGCGAUCUCCAAAGAUCUGGCGACCUAUGUUUCAGCUAAUCGACAUAUACUUCAUAGGUUUGCAAAUGAAGAUGUCUCUCUUGGUUCUUGGUUUAUUGGUCUUGAUGUUGAGCAUAUUGAUGAACGAAGCCUGUGCUGUGGUACCCCACCAGAUUGUGAGUGGAAGGCUCAAGCAGGGAACCCUUGUGCGGCAUCAUUUGAUUGGAGCUGUAGUGGCAUCUGCAAAUCGGUGGAGAGAAUGGAGGAGGUUCACCAGCGCUGUGGAGAGGGGGAUGGAGCAAUCUGGCAUACUAGUUUUUGA